Messenger RNA from Trichoderma asperellum CBS 433.97, 6318 nucleotides. RefSeq lists its product as uncharacterized. Gene Ontology annotation, molecular function: ATP binding; protein serine/threonine kinase activity. The record is from RefSeq and is a predicted model, not a curated record. Gene Ontology annotation, cellular component: nucleus; cytoplasm. Gene Ontology annotation, biological process: peptidyl-serine phosphorylation; phosphorelay signal transduction system. NCBI's taxonomy places the organism in Eukaryota, Fungi, Ascomycota, Sordariomycetes, Hypocreales, Hypocreaceae.
CACCGCUGCCUUUCCCGAGAUCGUUGCUGUCAAUAGCUUCCCGCCGGCUCCUGCGUACACAGGGCGCUUCAGCAGCCCCGGCGCUGCUCUCUCCUCGCCGCCAUGGACAAGCCAUCCAAUCCCGCCAUCGUUUCGCUGGCCCCGCCGGCCGUCUCGUCGCUGCGAGCCUCGCAGGCCACGGCCAUGGCAAGAUCUAUCAGCCAGGACAUCCGGGAAGAACGCGAGGAACUGCGCGAGGCCGCCGAGCAGACGCUGAAUGCGAUUGCCUACCUCAACCUCGAUGGCACCAUCAAGUGGGUCAGUCCUUCGUGGACUGAUGUCGUUGGCACAACGGUCAAGUCGGUCGAAGGCGUCCCAAUUUCCGAUUUGAUAGCCAGCGAAAAUAAGUGUGUCUUUACAGAUGUGGUCGAUUCGAUGAAGAGGGACGACUCCAAGAGCCACAGGGUCCGCUUCUCCGUCAUCUUGGGGCCCCUCUCAAAGCUGCGGUCGUUGGACAGCAUUGGGGCUCUUGAUUCAUCAGAUGUCCCACCGACGGAGAUGGCCGACCUUGAAGCACAGGGCAUCAUGGUAUAUGACAGCGUAUCGGGAGGUGAAAGCCAUACAAUGUGGAUGAUUCGCCCAUGGAUACCCCAUGAAGUUCAAAUCGAUCUCCCUGCCGUGAUUGUCGACUCCCUAGGCUCAGGGGCCGAAAUCCUCGCUGGCAUUCUCACUCGCAUUGCUGAAGCCGCAAGCGAGGAAUCAGAGGAGCCAGAACCUCCGCCGCCCGUUCUCUGUCGCAUCUGUGAGCGUCAGAUACCUCCUUGGUGGUUUGAAAAGCAUACCGACCUGUGUCUACAAGAACACCGGGCCGAAAUGGAUGUCCAAAUGGCUCAAGAGAGCCUAAGUGAACAUAGAAAUGCCAUCGUCAGGGUCCUCGACGCAUUAGAGACACGCAAGAGCCGAUCUCUAUCUGGCGACUCGCCUAAUCUUCCGGUGGCCGAAUACAAGGGCCAGCCCAUUGGCCCUCCGCCCUCAGCACAGUCAUCCCCGGGGACUUCACUGGCUCGCUCACGGGAGAGACCUGGCGGAUUUGGACAUGCUAGAGCCCGCUCCUUUGCCAUUCGUAGGCCGCAAGCCCGUAUCGUGGAGCUCCUGCUGGAUCUAUGCGAUACCGCCAUCGAAAUUAGCUGUCCAGGGAUCAAAGAGAGUUCUUCGCUGCAUGGCCACUGGGAAUUACGCACCCAGUCGCCUCAAUCAGAAUCAAGGAUCUCACAAGUACUCCAAUGGCAAUCGCCUAGCUCAAACACUCUUGAGCAAGAACAAGGCCUGGCAUUGCUCUGCGAAGAUACAGAAAAAGCCGCCCGAACCAAGGUGGAUGCUGUCUUUCGCCAUCGACAGAUUAUCGAAUAUGCAGAAAGAAUCCGGAUUGAAUUCGCGGUUCUAGUGCAGGACUGCAUUGAUGAGGCGACCAGGAAAGCUGCUCGCAUUGCCGAGGGAAGGUUUAGUGAUUCCAGCGAAGACGAACUCGAUGAGCAGCAGCUGCCAGACACAGAAGAUAUUGACGCAAUUGACGCGAGAAGUGAAGUAGACGAACCACAGAGCCGUACUGGUGACGAGCAAUUUGAACACUCCAUUACAAGCCCUUCUGCCUUGGCAGCCGCUCUUCGGCAGGUAGAUAUGUCUGGAGGGCUUGGCCGAUCUCGUCCGACGUCGUUCGUGGGGUCUACUAGAUCUAGCAGCCCUAGAGAGUGCCCAACUCCACGAUCCCAUCCGGGAGGAUUGAGUAUUUUGAACCAGUCUCGAGAUUCGCGACGGGGGUCUACUCUCCCGGUUGAGAGUGACAUUGGCGAGAGCGAGGGAAGUUUGCGAUCAUCAUCGGUGGCUUCCCGAGGGCCUCACAGGACUGAGUCUCCCAUUUCUGACUUUGGCGACCUUCGGCGUGCGGCCAGCUCAAGACGGCAUAGACGAAGCUUGAUCAUACCAGAAACGUCCUCCCCCCGGCGGCAAGAAUCCCCGUCGCGGAUGAUCACACAGCCUUCCUCCCCUCUCCGGAUCAAGGCUCGAGUGAUACCCCUGGGACACGAAGGGAUAGUUUCUCCUGAAGCGUCACCAAUGUUCCCGAGCAGCGAGUUCAGCUCUCCAGUUACACACCCGUCCAGGCACCACAGGAGACAAUCGUCCGCAGCCAUUUCGGACUUCGUUAUGAAGCCACCGCCGUCUCCGCGUCUCAACGCCAAUAACCAACCACCCCCCCAGCCACGAUCGUCGCAGCCGUCGAUUAAGGAUUUUGAGAUUAUCAAACCCAUCAGCAAAGGGGCCUUUGGCAGUGUUUAUCUCUCAAAGAAGAAGUCUACUGGAGAAUAUUUUGCCAUCAAGGUAUUGAAAAAGGCAGACAUGGUUGCCAAAAAUCAAGUUGGAAAUGUCAAAGCGGAGCGUGCUAUCAUGAUGUGGCAGGGGCAAAGCGAUUUUGUUGCAAAGCUGUACUGGACGUUUUCCAGCAAAGAUUAUCUAUAUCUUGUUAUGGAGUAUCUCAACGGAGGCGACUGCGCCUCUCUCAUCAAGGUACUGGGCGGCCUUCCUGAAGAUUGGGUCAAAAAAUAUCUGGGAGAAGUUGUCUUGGGAGUAGAGCAUCUCCAUGAGAGGGGGGUUAUUCACCGAGACCUUAAGCCUGAUAACCUGUUGAUUGAUCAAAAGGGCCACUUGAAGCUGACUGACUUUGGACUUUCACGAAUGGGCUUGGUAGGUCGACAGAAGAGAGCUUUGAACAGUGAUCACGCAGAUUCCACUCCAGAUUUGCUCAAACAGGGCCCCUUUGUUCGGUCCACGUCAAUGGCAUCUUCUCGAUCAACUUCGCUCGAUGUUCAGGGCCACUCACCGGGUGCAACUCCCCAAAUGACUCCAGAUCCCGGCGGCCCAUGGCAGCCGUCAUACUUUAGUCUCGGCCCCGCGCAGCAGCCAGAUCCACGCCGCAUUUCGAAUAGCCAUCGAAGCGAUAGCGGUGGGAGUGAGACAUUGAGCCGCAUGCUUACAACCUUUUCCAUCCACGACCUCGAUGCCGGCUCUCAGCCGCCGAGCGCAAGGUCAUUCUUAGAUGAAGAUGCUGUAAUUCAUGCUUCGCCAGACCUAGCACCCUAUCAAUCUAAUACCAGGACUAGUAUGGACAGCCACAGCAGGGGCUCCCUCCCUCCACCAGGCAUGGUGCCACCCCCUAUGGCACUAUUCGACCCAGAGGAUACAAACCGACGGUUCGUCGGAACCCCAGACUAUCUAGCUCCAGAAACGAUCAAGGGUGAUAAGCAAGAUGAGACAAGUGACUGGUGGUCCGUCGGAUGUAUCAUGUUUGAGUUUCUAUACGGCAUCCCCCCAUUCCAUGCCGGUGAGGCUGAGCAAGUAUUUGAAAACAUAUUGGCCCGAAAGAUUCAGUGGCCGGAUGAAGCGGACUGCGAACCUGUAUCUGACGAGGCGAAGGAUCUAAUCAAUAAGCUGUUAUGUAUGGAUCCACCGCUGCGCUUGGGAUCUAAUCGCGAGGAUAAAUUCGCUUCGGGCGGUGAAGAAAUACGUAACCAUCCUUGGUUUGAGGGCGUCAAUUGGGACAGCUUAUUGGAAGAUGAGGCACAAUUUGUUCCUCAACCGGAGAACCCUGAAGAUACAGAAUACUUUGAUGCGAGAGGCGCUGUCCUCCACUCAUUUGUAGAGGAGAUUGAAGAUCAGACGUCACCGCAAUCGUCUACAGCCGGGUCGAAUGAAUACCCAGAUAGGCCCCACGAUGCCCUUUCACGAGUCCGUUCGCAGGUGAACUCGAUGGGAAGAAAACUGAUGCCACUACAUAUCCCUCCUCAUGUGCGAGACCUGAAGUCACGGAGACUGAGUGAGCCCAUUGCUGCCGAUGACUUUGGCAGCUUCUCUUUCAAGAAUCUUCCGGUGCUGGAAAAGGCAAACAAGGACGUAAUUCAGAAGCUCCGCGCGGAGGCACUGGCGGUCCAGAGCAAGCAGGCCUCUGUUAGUCCCGGAGGGCUCGGCGGAGGCAUGCCAUCCCCAGCGCCCUCCCUGGAAGGCAGCCCUGUAGUAGCAACUCACGUCCAAAGAACUUUGUCCAAUGCAAAGGCUGGCAACCGCCCACAGUCCCCGUCUGGUAUUAGCCUCGCAACUGCCUCUCCUAACAGGAUCUCUCAGGUUUCGCAGCCUUCACAGCCGUCAUCUCCUUUGAUGAACUCUUUCAUAGCUGGACAUGGACCGCCAGAUGGCCGUAGAAAGGCAUCAAGCAACUCAUCUAGCUUGUCUUACCAGUCAACAUCUUCUUCUCUGCAGCCAAAUGCUGCCGCCAUUGAUGUACCAAAAGUGCCUCCCAGCCUGCAGAGAGCUGCAACAUCUGCAGCUGCGUCGCCGGUUAAGCCUCGUGGCGGAGGAGGCACCGCACCACCUCCGCUGGCUCUAUCUCCAGGAAAGGUGUUGUCAACGCCUGUCCGGCAAGGAAGCACAUCUUCAACGAGCCGGUCCAGGUCGUUAACCGUAGGAUCGCAAGAGGCUAGCCCUAUCGCAACGGAUAUGCUCCAGCAUCACCACCGUAACCGUCGGAGCCAGGUAUUUGACAUGUCCCCCUCAUCAUCUGAUAAUGAGGGAGAUAAGCAUAACGCCCUCCUGAGGGUUCAGAGGCGCCGACAAAGCUCACGACGACUUUCCCAGAUUGCCUUUGAUAGCGGUCCCACGUUCCGACCUCUGGAUGUGCUAAUCUGCGAAGACCAUCCUGUGUCACGAAUGGUGAUGGAGAAACUGUUGGAAAAGCUACGCUGCCGCACCAUUUCCGUGGCUAACGGGUCGGAAGCGGUGCGAUUCUCGAUGAGCGAAAUCAAAUUUGACAUCAUCUUUAUUGAAUACAGGCUCCCGCAGAUCAACGGAGUUGACGUCGCCCGUAUGAUUCGAGAGACCAAGAAUGCCAACUCACACACGCCAAUUGUAGCCAUUACAGCCUAUCUAAAGGAGCUGCAGGCCCCACACCACUUUGACUCUCUGAUCGAGAAGCCCAUCAGCUCGUCGAAGCUGUCGGAGGUGCUCCGAGGCCUCUGCCAGUGGCAACCUGAAUCCCCUCACAGGCCACCCUUGACAUCCAUAACAGCGGCUAUUCCUCUCAAUCUCAGGAGGGCACACCCACGUCAAAUGGAUGACAGUCCAACGUCGAGCAUCUCUGCCUUUAUAGGGCGGCAUGGGUCAGCCAUGGUGUCAAGUCGAGAGGAUUCCAUCGCCUCUAGCAUGUUCGAUUCGGAAUCCUAUACUACGGAAGACAUCCCCGUAGUCAUCAGCCGCAAGGCGACUGGCGACUGGGAAGACAGCGGCGGCCUCGGAAUCAGCGACAUUGACGCAACACUUGGGCUCGACAAUCCGACUAAAAGUACACCCUCGCUCGUGUGUCAGCAGUCGGCACCAGCACAUCUGGAAGUCAUGUCACGCGGCUUAGAUAAUCGGCUCAAGGUCCGGCACGAUAUCUUUGACAAGAAAGCUUUAGAAGGCACAGAAUCGGCGGAUGACGAAGACGAAGAGCUUGAGGGCAGGAGAGACAUGCAGCUUCGGCGAGGGAGCAAGGCUAUCAUUGGAAAAGGCACGCUGCCGAGCUCCAAGCUGGGCAUUGAAAUGAUGCGAGCGGAUAGUCACGAUAGCGUCACAUUAUCAGACAGUACAUCCGAGGCUGUAACGCAGGUAGCAACAACGCCCUCUCUAGAGUUGGAAAGGCAACUAGUUGGUAUGCCUCCCGACCUAGCAGUGGUGCAGAGUACGCCAAGCAAAAUUGAUGUAGCUGGCGCUGAGUCAGAAGAUGCGUUUGUUCCCGGGAGCGCUGAAGCAACUCCAAGACCGCCUGCAGGUGUGGCUGAUGCAGACAGGACGGGCAGCGCAACUUCGGUGGUAAAAAUCCAACUAGAUGGAGAGGACGAGACAACGCCACGACCUCUGGGGAAAUAGGAACGACAAAUACUUCCCCCUUUUUUUUAACGAUUAUUAUGUAUUCGUCUCAUUCUUUUAUCAUUCAUCUUCAAUUCACAUUUUUUCUUCUCCAAGCCCGCUGGAGGAAAAUCUUGUUCUCUUCCCUUAUCGCGCCUCCUUUUUUUUUCCAUUUAUCAAAAUGUACGUUGCUCAGAGACGAGUGGAAACGACCAAAAGAAAAAAAGUCACAUCUUUCUCUUUGUCUGAAACGAAAUAGCAGCGAGGCGUUAUAUGGGAAAUGGCGAUUCAAGUUGAAAUGCAAAACGGAGCGAAUGCAUUGCUUAUCUGACGGGAUGGAUGAUGAUUAAACUGAGGAGCCUCGCUGUCCCACUCACCCAUUUCCCUUUCCCUUUCCUUUUUUCUUUU